CGGAAGUAGUAUUUGGAUCGUUUCCGGUUUAGAUUGUCACACGCGAAACAUUUUUCACCGGCACAUUCAUAGCGAUUUAGUUGACAAAAUGACUCUCUUCCAUUUCGGAAACUGUGUGGCCUUAGCGUAUGUCCCAUACGUUAUUGUAUACAAAUGCUCUGGGUUAGCAGAGUACAGUGCUUUCUGGAAAUGUGUCCAGGCAGGAGGAGCUUACUUGUUUACACAGCUGUGUAAAAUCCUUAUCCUUGCGUCAUUCUUUCCAUCAACAGACAUCGUUCCCGGUGGGAUGGAUGUCAUUGGUGAAUUUCUUAAAUCAACAGUAGAUUUGGCAGAUUUAAUUGGAAUUCAUUUUGUAAUGUCAAAAAUUGCCGGGAAAGGUCAGCUAAAGUUUAUGGUGGCUGGACUAGGCUGGGCAACAGCAGAGCUUCUGAUGACUAGGUUUUUGCCACUAUGGGUGGGAGCUAGAGGAGUGGAAUUCGACUGGAAGUACAUACAGAUGAGCUUUGAAUCUAACAUCAAUUUGGUUCACCACAUCAGUACCGCCAUGCUCGUCUGGUUACGAAGCAGGAGUGACCUUCAGAGGUCAUUUGUACCUGUCGUACUGACCUUGUUAGCUCUCAGCUGCUACAAACCGCUGAUUGUAGAGAUUUUGAUCCAUGCUGUGGGCCUAGGAUCCUGGACGCUGCUCCUGGCCAAGGCCAUGUUUACUGGGUGUGUCGGAGUUAUUGCCCUUCAGCUUUGCCUCAGUCUCACCGUACAUGCCACAAACUCCUACUAUUGAACGAUGUAUACACCAACUACUACAAAUCUCAAAAGUCCUCUAAUUCCUCCACUGCCUCUAGGAGAUAUCAUGCGGGGGAAAUGACCGUCAGACAAGUCAUUGACAAUACCAAUGAAGUUUCCAGAGAAAUCUCGUCAGUUUUGAAACACGGAAUGUGAUAUGAAUGGCCCGGAUUCAUUUUCAGUGUUUUGAUAUAUGACUUUAUGGAAAUAUUUGUAUGGAGUUAUCAGAUUUCUGUCUAGUUGAGAUGAUGUGAAAAUAUGGCCAUUUAGAAAUAUAUUUAUUGAAGCUUUAGUUCCUAUUGAAGGAAAAAGGUAUUAUCGGUAUUAAAAUACAUCUUUUAAGUGUCGGAUCGUUACAUGCUGAUUUGAUAUUCAUAGUAAAGUCAAAGAAAUAAUAUAUGAAAUAGUUUGUCAUGGAGGUAGAUUUGGGAUAGAAACGCCAUUAAAUUUGUAUUUAUUAAUACAAAAGUAACUCAUUAUGCAUCGAGAACAAAAUAUUUCAUACAUAUUACAUAACAUUAAAUCAUGGUGCAAUUACAUGUAUUUUUACAGAUUUUCUACAUCAGCUUUUGUAAAAUAUUCAGCUUUUAAAUUAAUAUUCCAAUACAGUACUGUAAUUAGUGAUUUUUUACAGUAAAAAAGAGGGGACAAUGCAUAUAUGUAUGUAUGUAUGUAUUUAUAUGUUUAUAUAUAUUUUGAGUUAGUUGUAAGACGAUAGGUGUUAGGGAGUAUUUAUAUUCUAAUCUAUAUAUAGUGUCAGUACUACAUUUGUAGUUGUUCAGUGGUUGUCACGUACGAGUUUGAUGAAGUAUGUGUAGUGGUAUACAUAUGAGCUAUGAUUGGUGAAGUGUAUGUGUGUAGACUGUAAUAGUGUACCUGUGUGUGACUAUAUAUAGGUUACAUGUAAGUAAACAUAGGUCUGUAUAAUCAGUAUAAUGGAGGUGUGUAAUGUUUUUAUAACCAGUGACGCUACAGAAUGUAAGGUCUGGAGUAUAGUAAUGGCCAUAACGAUACAAGGUUGACUUGUGAUGUGUGAAGUACACGUGACAGUCCACGGUUGACUUGUGAUGUGUGUAUGUGUGAAGUACACGUGUAACAGUCCACGGUUGAAUUGUGAUGUGUGUAUGUGUAAAGUACACAUGUGUGACUGUCAGGUGUAAUAAGUAAUCAGAAAUACCAUGGAAUGUAUGGUCCAGAGUUAAGUAAUGGCCUUGAUGUAACAGUACACGGAUGACUUGAGAUUGGUGAUGUGCAUGCAAACGUAUAUGUGUGUCCCAUGUAAACGUAUAUAUGUGUUUCAUGUAAACAUAUAUAUUUGACUCAAUACAUGUAAACAUGUGUGACCAUUUUGUAAUCACUAUCAGUUACCAUAGUAACACUACAGAAUGUCAAGUCCAGAUAUAAAUCUAUAUGUGACAUCUAAAAACACCAUUACAUUGUAUAAGUGUAUCAUGUGUUUGAUUCCAGAAUCAGAUUAUAAGGUCUUUUUUUUAUUUAUCUGCCAAUAAGCCCAUGCCUGGUUAUAACAAACCAUGUCUUUUGCAGUUCAUUGAAAACUCUUCAUUUAACUGUCCUGCAUCAAGUCCACUUCUUGCUUUGUUUAAGGACUGGUCAUCCUCUGGGGCCUCUUAAGUGAUAAAUACGGUAAUAUUAUAGUACUUUGCAUGAUCUGUUUCGACUCCUUUCUCAAAACCUGUUUUUUAUCCAGCAUAUGAUUCAAUAAUAUGAUUUAUAUAAUGUUGAUGUCUAAAAUAAAAUCAUUUUAUAAUGAAGCAGGUAUUUGUUAGU
This is a messenger RNA of Pecten maximus, 2571 nucleotides long. Its product is annotated as transmembrane protein 147-like. The record is from RefSeq and is a predicted model, not a curated record. The transcript is spliced from 6 exons. NCBI's taxonomy places the organism in Eukaryota, Metazoa, Mollusca, Bivalvia, Pectinida, Pectinidae. The coding region runs from base 89 to 781 and encodes 230 amino acids.